AUGAGACCCUGAGCAAGAAGCACCAGCUGGGCUUCUCUUGAAUUCCUGACCCAAUGACACUCCUUCAAGUUUUCCUCAACACGUAUGGUAUUCCGACUCAAACUCCUCAGCAGGUAGAACCUAUUCAAAUAUGGGCUCAGCAGGAGCUCGUGAAGGCUUAUUUCCAUCUGGGUAUCAGUGAAAAGUUAGGACUCUCCGGAAGGCCAGAUAGGCCCAUUGGCUGCCUCGGGACAUCAAAGAUUUAUCGCAUUUUAGGAAAGACUGUGGUUUGUUAUCCUAUCAUCUUCAACCUAAGUGAUUUCUACAUGUCUCAAGAUGUUUUACUGCUGAUAGAUGAUAUAAAGAAUGCACUACAGUUCAUUAAGCAAUAUUGGAAAAUGCAUGGACGUCCCAUUUUCCUUGUUCUCAUCCGGGAAGACAAUAUAAGAGGUAGCCGAUUCAACCCCAUAUUAGAUAUGCUGGCAGCCUUCAAAAAAGGAAUGGUUGGAGGAGUCAAAGUUCCUGUUGAUCGUCUACAGACGCUGAUAUCUGGAGCUGUGGUGGAACAGCUUGACUUCCUACGAAUCAGUGACACAGAACAGCUUCUGGAAUGUAAGAGUUUUGAGGAAUUAGAACUUCCCAGACAUUCAAAAGUCAUACGACAAAGCAGCGCGGCCAGUGCUCCUGAACUGGAACAGCAGUCGGAUGUCGUGGUUACUGAAUGGAAAAACAAACCCACCCAUGAGAUUCUUCAAAAGCUGAAUGACUGCAAUUGUUUGGCUAGCCAAGCCAUCCUGCUGGGUAUACUAGUCAAAAGAGAAGGCCCCAACUUCAUCACAAAAAAAGGUACCAUUUCUGAUCACAUUGAGAGAGUCUAUAGAAGAGCUGGCAGCAAAAAGCUUUGGUUGGCGGUGCGCUAUGGGGCUGCAUUCACCCAGAAAUUUUCUUCCUCUAUAGCCCCACACAUUACUACUUUUCUGGUACAUGGGAAACAGGUGACUCUGCGUGCCUUUGGGCAUGAAGAAGAGGUGAUCUCUAAUCCUUUGUCUCCAAGAGUGAUUAAGAACAUCAUCUAUUACGAGUGUAAUACCCACGAUGAGAGGGAAGCGGUCCUUCAGCAAGAGCUGGUCAUCCAUAUUGGUUGGGUCAUCUCCGAUAACCCUGAGUUAUUCAGUGGCAUGCUGAAAAGACGAAUUGGGUGGAUCAUCCAUGCUAUGGAAUAUGAACUACAGAUCCGUGGCAGAAACAAGCCAGCCACAGACUUAUAUCAGCUGUCACCUAGUGAAGUUAAACAGCUUCUGUUGGAUAUUCUCCAGCCUCAACAGAAUGGAAGAUGUUGGAUGAACAGGCAUCAGAUCGAUGGGUCUUUGAAUAGAACUCCCCCUGGGUUCUAUGACCGAGUGUGGCAGAUCCUGGAGCGCACACCCGAUGGCAUCAUCGUAGCUGGGAAGCAUUUGCCACAGCAACCAACCAUGUCGGAUAUGACCAUGUAUGAGAUGAAUUUCUCCCUCCUGGUGGAAGACAUGUUGGGAAAUAUUGACCAGCUGAAGUACAGACAGAUCGUUGUGGAGUUGAGUCCUGGAGAAGACGCCUGUCCUUGACCCACAUCAAGGACACGAGCAGUUCCGGCAUCUCACAUCCUCCAGGGUGGAACGGCCGGCUGUCCAGCUGCUCCAGCUCCACACUCGCCCCUCAGCAGCAAGUGCAUCAACAACACCGUAACAGAGAGGAA
This is a messenger RNA of Diceros bicornis minor, 1711 nucleotides long. RefSeq names its product phosphorylase b kinase regulatory subunit beta-like. Gene Ontology annotation, molecular function: calmodulin binding. The transcript has 16 exons. The record is from RefSeq and is a predicted model, not a curated record. Gene Ontology annotation, cellular component: phosphorylase kinase complex. The coding region runs from base 54 to 1580 and encodes 508 amino acids. NCBI's taxonomy places the organism in Eukaryota, Metazoa, Chordata, Mammalia, Perissodactyla, Rhinocerotidae. Gene Ontology annotation, biological process: glycogen metabolic process.